Messenger RNA from Trichophyton benhamiae CBS 112371, 573 nucleotides. RefSeq lists its product as uncharacterized. The transcript has a single exon. The record is from RefSeq and is a predicted model, not a curated record. Bases 1 to 573 code for a protein of 190 amino acids. NCBI's taxonomy places the organism in Eukaryota, Fungi, Ascomycota, Eurotiomycetes, Onygenales, Arthrodermataceae.
AUGAAGGUCUUUGCAUACAUCGCCCUUGCCACCGUCGUUGCUGGCGCAAACAUCAGAAACCACUUCGGAGAUAACUGCAAGGGUGGCUAUCUCGAUUACCCCAACAUUGCCCAACGAAUUUGCGCUAGCGCCCUCCAUGACAAGAUUAAGGGUGCAGUCACUGUUGCCUUCUCCCAGUUGCCCCAACACUCUUAUAUGAACGGUUAUCAAAACACUCGUGACGGCGGUAUCUGCGGUUCGCGCCAGAAGCAGCAGAAUGUCGGAAAUACGGACCACAAGUGUCUGCCUAAGCUGGCCGGUGGCGCCGAAUAUGCUGGCAGCAGCUGGACUGCUCCUGGGUUCAAGGCUGCGAGUGAGAAGGAUAUGGAAUGCACCAGCGAGAUGGCACCUCACGCCCUUGUCCUGAACGACGGACACAAGUAUGCCCUCGGUGGUAUGGAGAAGGACAUGAUCAAUACGCUCUAUAGCAUGGCAAUCGAAGGAAAGGGCUUCCAGGAGUUGCCAACCGAGUUUGGAGCAUUUGAAAUCGAGAAGGAAGGUGCCCAGCAGCGCGCUCAGGAGAUCAAGGCUUAG